Molecule: messenger RNA, 1568 nt
Organism: Durusdinium trenchii
Lineage: Eukaryota; Dinophyceae; Suessiales; Symbiodiniaceae
Source: the annotation of a GenBank genome assembly
GCUUGAGAUUCUUGGAGUCAUUUGAAUGUGCAUUCAUGCAUGGUGAGUGCAGCUUGCCAGACUUCGUUAUGGGUCCUUCUCAAGGUACAUGUUUUGGGAUGGCGCGUUCCAUGGUAUCUUGACUGCCGCCACAAUACCGAAUGGACCAGCUUUAGGCAGGCAUUGGAAGCACUUGGCGGUUCUUACCAGGACGAAGUUUUUUGGUGGUCUCAAGCCUUGCUGGAAAGGAUUGAGCCAAGCUUCCUCCGCGUUCAGAACGCUGAUCAUUUGUACUUCCUUUGCAAUCCAAAUGGAAGCCUAGAAGAUGAUGAGCUGGUACCUCUUCAGUCAGAUGAAGAGAGCAUAUUUCGAUUGAGCACCGGAACUGCUCACUGGACCAUGGAGGAGCGGGAACACAGAAGCUAUGCUCUUGGUGACUUCUGUUACUUUGGCUACAUGGCUGCGAUCGCCUACCGUACGAGGAACACCGAUGCGUCGAUCCCUGGGGUUCUGGAAGGCAGAGAACAUGCUUUGCGGCUGCUUCAGAACUUUUUGAUGAGUCGAGCUAACUCUGUUGACUUCCUGGAGUCUUCUGGUUGGAUGACGCAUGAGCUUGUGCUGCAGCACAUCUACCCAGAUGGUGCGGGAAGGCAAUGGUCUCGGCAUAUAUUGGACGAUCCAGACAGGCCUUUUGUGGAUCUUGGCUUCAACGAAUCUGAGCACAUGACAAGAAAAGGGCUUCAAGAGCUGCGCAUCACAGCUGUCGGAUACCAUACUACCCUCGUGCUUGAAUUGAUUUCUCUGUGGGACGAGUUCCUUUAUGACCAGCUUCGCUUGCACUUUACUGUGCAUGUUUUGGAGCCAGGACUCGGAGAAGCAAGCGAGGAGAUGCUAGAAGCCUGAGGGUUUAUUGAACAGAUAGUUUGUCAGUGCAAGGGGAGUUUGUCGGGAAAAAGGAGGGCCGGGUUCAUCGAGGGCGUUUCAGAAUUGAAGCAAUCACAUUCGGAUUUUGUGGAAGAGGGUGGAGUCGGAGUAGAAUGGUUGGGCCGAAGACCCGUUUUGAAGGCACGUUAUUGUUGCAGUGCUGUAAGUGUUCAAACUUUUAGUUUGGGUGUUUUUGUGCCACGUCUGAGGAAAAUUACGCACAAUGCCCUUAUAUUUGGAGCUUUAAGAAAAUCUCUCACGCAACGCUCACAUUGAAUUCAUGAAACCACUAAUUAGUGUCAGAGCUACGAUUUGAAAGAUUCGUUCACGGCGGGAAGUCUCGCAUGAUCCAAGGAGUUUUCGCACGAAAAACUUUGUGCUCUCCAUUUGAGGUCGUGAAGCUGCUUUUUAAACAACGGGUACCGCACAAGAUGCUCGUUUUCGAACAUGGUUCAUAUACAGAGUUUCUGCAAAGUAAUCUCGUCGAGAUCUUCUUAAUUUUGCUAAGGAUUUUGCAGAGAUCUUGUAGAGAGAUGUAGAGAGGUCUUGUACAGGGAUCGUGUCGCCUUCAGGCGCCAAACAUGAAGUAAACGUGAUGCUGACACUUCUUGUGUUUCCUGCAUGGUGUUCGUGACCACCUUGCCGGACAGACAAAUCUUUGUGAG